GUUACGAAGUAACUUUUAAGACGUGCGGUACUGCUAGGCAUGCAGAGUGUCUUGUUCUUACUAAAGUGAUAUCUUAAGUGUUGGCAUUUGACUUUACGCCUAGUUAAGUUCUCAUUAUAUAGACGAAACAAUAAGCGUGAACCAAAACCUCGUACGAUUAUUGACAUUUUCAUCUAGGAAAAUUUCGUCUUUAGUCAAUUUGCAAAUGUCGGAUUCAGACUCAUCAUGCGAUGUUCAAGAAAUCUUAGCCUGCCCUGGGUUGUAUGAAGAAAUUACACAUGAAAAGAAACAUGUGUAUAAUAAGCCAGCUCUAAUGAAUACUCUCAACAGUAUUCGAAAAAAUCUCCCAUGGAUCGAGCGAUUAGAUGUCACAUGUAUGGCAGCUCCAGCUCAAAAAGAUUUAGAUUUGGAUGACUUGCAACAUAUCGAUCCAGAUGAUGAUUUUAAACGUGAAAACUUUUUUUACCGUGUAGCUCAGGCAGCGGUGCUUAUAGCUAUACCUCAAUUACAUGCUUUAGAUGUACCGACUAAACGACCAUCUGAUUACUUUGCAGAAAUGGUCAAAACAGAUGAUCAUAUGACAAAGGUUAAAAAAUAUCUAAUUGAAAUUAAACAAAAGUUAGCAUUACGUGAACGUGCUAGACAAAUAAGAGAACGACGUAAAUUUGGUAAACAAGUUCAACAGGCUGUUAAUCAAACACGUAAAGAAGUAAAACGUAAACUGACGGAAGCUGUAAAGAAUACGUGGAAAAAAACUGGAAUUAAUCGUGAAGAAAAACUAGAACAUAUAUUAAAUGAAUUUAAAAAAGAUUAUGAACCGAAAAAUGAUAAGUCCAACAUGAAAACAUCAUCAUCAAAGAGUUUUCAUACAGCAAAAGAUUAUGCAAAUCGACGAAAGAUUAAUCAAAAACGUGUUUAUAAAAAUAAUAAAUAUGGCCAUGGUGGACAAAAAAAGCGUCAGAAACGUAAUACAUCUGAAUCAGUAAAUAUUGGAACACGAUGUGAUUUCAGUCAAUUAAAACAUCAAGCUACACCAAAGAAAGCUAAAGAAAUUCGUUUAAAUUAUCGUAAAUUAAAACAAAAACGUAAGAAAAUGACAAAAAAACGUAUUUCAAACAUAUGAACUUGUAUAUUUCACAUUUAUAAGAAUUUUAUAUAAAUGAAAUGUGUAUUC
Molecule: messenger RNA, 1174 nt
Organism: Schistosoma margrebowiei
Lineage: Eukaryota; Metazoa; Platyhelminthes; Trematoda; Strigeidida; Schistosomatidae
Source: the annotation of a GenBank genome assembly